Molecule: messenger RNA, 369 nt
Organism: Protopolystoma xenopodis
Lineage: Eukaryota; Metazoa; Platyhelminthes; Monogenea; Polystomatidea; Polystomatidae
Source: the annotation of a GenBank genome assembly
CACCGACAAGCUGUACGGACUCGGCUCCACGCCUUCGGCCAAGCCGACACCAACGGCGACGCCAACGGCGACGCCGACUUGCACGAUCAGCAGACAGACGUGCAUGUGUGCAGGCCAGCUGACGGCCCGACCGCGACCGCAACUGGCCGGCAAGUCGAACGUCGACGGCGACACUCUUCGCGUCGCCAUGGCAGACGAUUAGCCAAUCCGAACGGCGAGGCAGCACAGAGCGAUUCCGACGCGUCGAUCAUGUCAUGCCUCGUCUGCCCGAGAGCACAUGCUCACCUGAUCGUGGCGCUCAGCAACGAGCAGGUGACCAUGUCGGCCGAUUAUAGCACAACAACAGUCCAGUUGGAGACACGCGAGUGA